UUUUUUUUUUCUUUAACAAAAGAAUGACGAUGAAUAUGUUAAAAUAUCUAAUUUGUACCUAAAUGAUUUAUCAUAUAUGACUUUGCGUUAGAUAUAAAAUCAAGUCAAAUCUAAAUUUUCAUGACAAGGUCUAUUUAAUUUUAACUAUUCUGGGUUUCCAUACAUUUUUUAGCAUAGGAAUAUUGAUUUGAAUAAAUAUUUGCUAUAGAUAUAAGUUUGUAUAAAGCCGAAGACAAUCAUCUCAAAAUUGUUUUUAUCUUCAACAAUGGUCUUACAAUGAUAGCAAAAAUGUUUUCUCUAGGAAUGACAGUAUUGGAAUAUCUACCUGCAGUAUGCACUCAUUCUUAGAGUUAGAUGUGAAGCAAAUGUAACAAGACGUAAAACAUGGGGGUGCAAAGAGAACAGCGGAAGUUGUGAUUCAUACUGUUGUUUAUUGUGCAUUUGAGACCUGCAAUCCGGUGCAAGACUGAAGCAUAAGUAUCUUUUAAAGCUUCAGUAAGCGAUGAGUGUUGAUUCCCCUGUGCUUGGGUCCCUGCAGGUGAAAUGGGACCCAAAAAAUCUGGAGAUCCGUACCAUGUCUGUUGAGAAGACGCUUGAGCCACUUGUCACACAGGUUACAACACUGGUUAAUCAAAAAAGUCCAUCAAACAAAAAGAAGGGGAGGUCUAAGAAGGCACAUAUUCUAAGUGCUGCUGUUCAGAGAGCCACAGAGAACUUCAUCACUACAGGAGAGGAGAUAGCUAAUGAGAAUCCUGACAUCAGGUCAGAAAUGAUGGCGGCUGUGGAUGAAGUGAGGAAAACUGGUGAAGUGAUGAGGGAUGCAUCCACAGAAUUUGCUGCAGACCCCUGCUCCCUGUCCAAACGUGGAGCCAUGGUUCGGGCAGCUAGAGCUCUUCUGUCUGCAGUGACCAGGCUUCUUAUCUUAGCUGACAUGGUGGAUGUCCAUCUUUUGCUGAAAUCACUGAGAAUGGUUGAGGGUGAUUUAGACAGAGUUAGGAAUGCCACCAGUCAACAGGAGCUAAUGUCAAGCUUCAAGGAUCUUGGAGAGAGUUUAGUGGAUCUUGCUCAACGAGCUGCUCAAAGACAAAAUGAUCUGAAGGAUCCUAGACGACGAGAUGAUCUGGCUGCUGCCAGGGCUGUCCUUAAGAAGAACAGCAUGAUGUUGCUGACAACUUCAAAGGCAUAUGUAAGGCACCCAGAACUAGCACCAGCCAAAGCAAACAGAGACUAUGCCUACCAUCAGCUUGUGGAUGCUGUUAACACCAUAUCAGGUGUGGCCCAGGCCUCAGGGGCCUCUGAUGCUCACCCAUAUGAAGGAGCAGGAGAACUGGCAUCAGCACUGGAUGAACUUAUGCAAAAAAUAAUUAUGGACCCCUUAACCUAUAAUGAAGUGAGGACAAGGCCAUCACUAGAGGAACGACUUGAGAGUAUCAUCAGUGGAGCAGCACUAAUGGCUGACUCAUCGUGUACACGGGAUGAUCGUAGGGAGAGGAUCGUACAGGAGUGUAAUGCCGUCAGACAGGCUUUACAAGAUUUAUUAACAGAAUACAUGAAUAAUUGCAGGAAACCACGCUCAAGUAAAUUCAAGAAACAGUCUGGAAGAAGUGAGAAGAGCGAAGAUUUGCAGAGAGCCAUAGAUAACAUGGAGCGAAAGACUAAGGACCUGAAACGACAGUUGAGAAAAGCAGUGGUGGAUCAUGUAUCCGACUCCUUCCUGGAAACCAAUGUUCCGCUCCUGGUGCUGAUUGAGGCCGCCAAAGCUGGAGAUGAGAAAGGGGUGGAGGAGUAUGCCCAAGUGUUUGCAGACCAUGCUAACAAACUUGUGGAGGUGGCUAACUUAGCAUGUUCCAUGUCAAGUAAUGCAGAAGGGGUGAAGAUGGUGAGAAUGACAGCGGCUGAGCUAGAAAGCCUUUGUCCACAGGUAAUCAAUGCAGCCCGUGUUCUUGCAAGUCGCCCAAGGUCCAAGGUAGCCCAGGAGAACAUGGAUGUGUUCAAGGACGCUUGGGAGAGAGAAGUUCGAAUUCUUACAGAUGCUGUCGAUGAUAUUACAACCAUUCAUGAUUUCUUAGCUGUGUCUGAGAGCCAUAUCCUUGAAGAUGUAAACAAGUGUGUAGUGGCUUUACAAGAAGGAGAUGCCGACACACUUGACCGAACUGCAGGGGCCAUCAGAGGAAGAUCGUCUCGUGUGUGUAAUGUAGUCACGUCAGAAAUGGAGAAUUAUGAGGCAGGGACAUAUGUUGACAGGGUGAUGGAGGCUGUUGUGAUGCUGAGGGACCAAGUUAUGCCUAACUUUGCUGAGAAGGUGGAGAUUGCUGUGGAUGCUCUCAGUUACAAUCCUCCUCGAGAAGUGGAUGAGAAUGAGUUCAUUGAUGCUAGCAGACUUGUGUAUGAUGGAGUAAGAGAUAUUAGACAGGCAGUGUUGCUGGACAGGACUGAAGUGGAAACAGAUUCUGAAGUUGAAGAUGAUCCUUAUGAAACCAGAAGCAAGUCAAGUUACAUGACUGGAGUGGAUGACGAUAUGGGCAAGAGUGACCGAGCAAUGAUGCGACAGUUACCGCCAGAAGAACGGGAAAAAAUUCAAGAGCAUGUGCAGGAGUUCUUAGCAGACAAAAUGAAAUUAGAUCGUGAGGUGGCAAAGUGGGAUGACAGUGGGAAUGACAUUAUUGUCAUGGCUAAACAGAUGUGUAUGAUCAUGAUGGAAAUGACAGAUUUUACAAGAGGAAGAGGUCCACUAAAGAGCACAAUGGAUGUUAUCAAUGCAGCCAAGAAAAUUUCAGAAGCUGGUAUCGGACUGGACAAGCUGGCUAAACAAAUUGCUGAUCAGUGUCCAGACUCAGCAUCAAAGAAAGAUUUGUUAGCUUACCUACAACGAAUUGCUCUGUACUGCCAACAGUUAAAUAUAACCAGCAAGGUCAAAGCCGAUGUUCAAAAUGUCAGCGGAGAAUUAAUUGUGUCAGGGCUGGACAGUGCUACUUCUCUAAUUAUGGCUGCUAAGAAUCUCAUGAAUGCUGUAGUGUUGACAGUUAAAGCUUGUUAUGUGGCAUCCACUAAGUACAAGCUAGCAGGAAACACAUCCACUGUGGUCAUGUGGAAGAUGAAACCACCAGAAAAGAAAGCCUUGGUCAAACGAGAGGAUCCAAAUGAACUCCGCUCCAAGAUCCGCAAGGGAGCCAGGAAGAAGAAUAUGGAGCCAGUAAAAGCUCUGAGUGAAUUCCAAGAAAUUGACAGUUUCUGUUAAAUUUACCAAUAUCUGAUUCAUUAAUCUGACAAUGAAAGAACAUGUUUGCAUUAGACAUGGAUUCUGCAUGAAUCUGAGGGUGCAAGGAGGGUGUAAAUUUUAUUGAUGAUUUCUAAACAUUAUUUGAAUUAGAACCAUUAUUUAGUUUCUUUGGGACUUUGAAAUGGGUAAAUGUAUCUUGAAAUACAUUACUUAGGUUUACUAGAAUGGGUCCAAAUAAAGCAACACCACGAAUUUGACGCUAAAACCACAUAAUUUUCACCUGUUUCAAUUUCAUUGUAGUUGUUUCUGGGUUGUGUAUAUACAUAUAUCAAAAUCACAGAUAAUUGCCUGCUUCUAGGUAUAAGUUACAUAAAUCAUUAAUCAUAUGUGCGUUCUUUAGAAUUACAUUUUGUAAACGAAGAUAAUUUUUUUAAUCUUAUUUCGAAAAUUAUCCAUAAAGAUAUGGGUUUUUUUUUUUCAAAUUUAAUAUCAUUUUAUAUUUAUAUAUUGUAAAACAAAUAAAAAAAGGAAAUUAU
Messenger RNA from Ostrea edulis (European flat oyster), 3756 nucleotides. Its product is annotated as catenin alpha-2-like. Gene Ontology annotation, biological process: cell migration; cell-cell adhesion. The record is from RefSeq and is a predicted model, not a curated record. The transcript is spliced from 23 exons. Gene Ontology annotation, molecular function: actin filament binding; cadherin binding; beta-catenin binding. Bases 503 to 3238 code for a protein of 911 amino acids. Gene Ontology annotation, cellular component: catenin complex; adherens junction. NCBI's taxonomy places the organism in Eukaryota, Metazoa, Mollusca, Bivalvia, Ostreida, Ostreidae.